This is a messenger RNA of Camelus dromedarius (Arabian camel), 9867 nucleotides long. RefSeq names its product TruB pseudouridine synthase family member 2 (gene TRUB2). The transcript has 8 exons. NCBI's taxonomy places the organism in Eukaryota, Metazoa, Chordata, Mammalia, Artiodactyla, Camelidae. Gene Ontology annotation, biological process: pseudouridine synthesis; RNA processing. The record is from RefSeq and is a predicted model, not a curated record. Gene Ontology annotation, molecular function: pseudouridine synthase activity; RNA binding. The coding region runs from base 40 to 1035 and encodes 331 amino acids.
UUUCCUCUUUUUUGCCAGCCGGGGCGGCGGGUUUCAGGCAUGGCGUCCGCCGGCCUGGCUCGGCUGCAUGGGCUCUUCGCUGUCUACAAGCCCCCGGGGCUAAAAUGGAAGCAUCUGCGGGAUACGGUGGAGCUGCAGCUUUUGAAAGGUCUCAAUGCUGAGAAGCCUCCUGCCCCUGAACAGCAUGUUCGCUUCCUGCCGGGUCCCAUGGAGGGCAGCGAAAAGAAGGAGCUGACCCUCACAGUCACCAGUGUGCCCACCCUCGUCGACCACCCGCUGGUAUGUGGACCAGUAUUCACCAGCCUGAAGGUUGGAGUGGGACACCGACUGGAUGCCCAGGCGUCUGGGGUGCUUGUGCUUGGCGUGGGACAUGGACGCAAGCUCCUCACCGACAUGUACAACGCUCAUCUCACCAAGGAGUACACAGUGCGCGGCCUCCUGGGCAAAGCCACAGACGACUUCUGUGAAGACGGGCGGCUGGUGGAGAAGACAACGUAUGACCACGUGACAAGGGAGAAGCUGGACCGAAUCCUGGCCCUGAUCCAAGGUUCCCAUCAGAAGGCCCUGGUGAUGUACUCCAACCUCGACCUGCAGACUCAGGAGGCCUAUGAGAUGGCCGUAAGCGGCUUGAUCCGGCCCAUGAACAAGUCCCCGAUGCUGAUAACCGGCAUCCGAUGCCUCCAGUUUGCACCCCCGGAAUUCCUCUUAGAGGUGCAGUGCAUGCAUGAGACGCAGAAGCAGCUGCGAAGGCUGGUGCAUGAAAUCGGCCUGGAACUGAAGAGCACUGCUGUCUGCUCCCAAGUGCGGCGCACGCGUGAUGGCUUCUUCACCCUGGACGAUGCCCUUCUGAGGACCCAGUGGGACCUACCCAGCAUCCAGGGUGCCAUCCAGGCCGCAGCUCCCCGGGUGGCAGCAGAGCUGGAGAAGAGCUUGAGGCCAGGGCCGGGCACCCAGCUGCUCCCUGGUCCAGGCCGGCCCUGGGACUCUGAGGGGCCAAACUCUGCCUUGGGGCAGGAGGGCCAGGUGAGGCACUGAAAAGCCGGGCAGCUGGUGGGGCAGUGGGUGUAUAAAGAGAAUUGUUCGUGAGCCGGAACUGAUGACUAGGGCAGAAUGUGAGACUAGGGGGAGCUUUUUCACAUGUGACAGAAAACUCGGAAGCUGUAAGAAAAAAAAAGGUCAACAGACUUGGCUCAAUUCAAAAAGAAAAACUUCUCUAUGGAGGAAAAGACGCUAAACAAAUGACAGACUGAUAAAAAUAUUUAUAUUUACAAACUAAUAUCUGUAAUAUAAAAACAGUUUUUAAAACAUUAAGAAAAAGAUGACAAAAUUAGGCUAAAAUGAUGUGAAUUGUGUGUUUAGAUAGAAAAAUCCAAAUGGUCAGUAAACCUGAAAUGAUGCUCAGCCUCUCUAAUCAUGAAAGACAUACAGAUGAAAAUGAAAUGACUUACCUUGCCUUUUAAAAAAACUUAAGAAAAAGACAGCACCAGCGUUAGGGAGGCUGUGAGAAGAUGGGCAGCCUACACUUGGUGGGAAUAUACAGCUGUGUAACCUUUUAGGAGUAAUUUGGAAGUUGUAUCAACAUUACUCCUGUCCUGUGACUCGGCAGGUUCAGUUUCAGGAUCUGUCUUCCAGCGAAGUCGAAGUUGCAGAAAGUUCUAGGUACCUAGAUGUUCACAGCUGCAUCAUAAUAGGAACAAACAGGAACUGUGAUUACCCUCCAUCGACAAGGGCCUGGUUAAGUAAAUACAUCAUGUGCAGGGUCAAAAGGCUCUAUUCUAACACCCUCGAGGAAAUUACUGCCCCCCCAUUUUUUUCUGCCAUUGUUAUUUCUUUUGACUUUGAACACCUUGGCCUCAUAUGUACUUUUUUCCUGUUUUUGUUUUGUUUUGUUUUGGCGUGGUUGUCUUUUUUUUUUUAAUUUUUGCCUUACAGUUUUAUUGAGAUAUAUACAAUGGACAUACAGCACUGUAUACUUUUUUAUGGGGGGGCAGUAUUUAGAUUGUAUUUAUUUAUUUUAAUGGAGGUACUGGGGAUUAGAACUCAGGACCUCGUGCUUGCUAGGCAUGCAUUCUACCCCUGAGCUAUACCCUCCCCCCAGCUUGGUUGUCUUAACCUCUCUCCAUGUGGGUAUCUCCCACUCAGAACACUUGGGCUAGGAGCAGCAAGUUGGCCUCUGGCCAGGGCUCAAAUGUGGGCCGAGUGGAGGCGCUAUGUGUUUCUUGUCCCUGCUGUCACCCUGGGAAAGGGGGCCACAGCCUCCAUGGCUCCCUUACCUUCAUUCUGGAACACCCAGCGUCUGGGAGCAGUGCUGAGCCAGCGUGGCCUGUGGGUUCCUGGCCGUGAGGCCUGGAGAGCUCAGCUCCCUCAUCCAGAACAGAAGAAUAAUUUCACCCACCUCUUGGGGACAGAUGAAGUUGUGGACAGUCAGGUGCUGGCAUGGUGCCUGGCACGUAAGAACUGCUCUCUUUGUGGGGGCUGUCCGCUUGCUGUGGCUACUUUCUCCUGAACAGUGACCCAAAAGGGUGGUCACCUGUAGGGCCAAAGGUCUUCUCUCCAUCCCCUCUUGUUUCUCUGGCAUCAAAAUCAGUUGGGAGCUGGAUCAACACUACCUUAGCCAGGUGACUAAGGUCAACAUCAACAGUCAUGUCAUGUUGCAAGUAUGUACUCUUGAUAUUGUGUGAUAAAAAUGGCCCUUCGCCUCUAUGCUCUUCCUCCCAAUACCCCAUAUCUUCCGGUCUCUAAUCAUGAGGAGAACAUCAGGCAAAUUCCAGUAAUAGGGGUGUGGGCUUCUACAAAACACCUGACCAGUUCCCUGUCAACGUCAUCAAAAGCAGUGAAGUCUGAGAAACUGACAUAGCCAAGAGGAACCUAAGGAGACGUGACAACUAAAUGUAAUAUGGAGUCCUGGAACAGAAACAAAGGACUGUAGGUGAAAACAAAGGAAAUCUAAACAAUCUGUGGAUAAAAGUUAAUAAUACUGUGUCAGUAGUGGUUCAUUAAUGGUAACAAAUGUGUAUCAUACUAAUCUAAGAUGUUAAUACACAAAUAUGGGAAACUUGGUACUGAGUAUAGGGGAAUUCUCUGUAGUAUUGUCUCAAUUUUUCUGCAAACUAUUCUAAAAAGACAGUCUAUUGAGGAAAAAAAGGGAUCACCUGGCGAGAUCUUUGAGAAUCCAGGUUAUAGCCCCAGCCCUCAGAUUCUGACUUAGUAGGUUUGGGGCCCAAAGUCUGCAUUUUAGCAAGUUCCCAAGGUAUCUGAAACCAGGGCUUUAAAAAACUGGGCCCUCCGAGGGGCAGGGAGGGUAUAGCUCAGUGGUAGAGUGCAUACCUGUGUUCAAUCCUUAGUACCUCCAUUAAAAAUAAAUAAAUAAACCUAAUUACCCCCCCCCAAAAAAAAAACAAAACAAAAAUUUAAAAACACCACAGGGCCCUUCGGAGGCCAGUUAUGUGUUGUCUUUCCCUUCUGGUCUUCAGGACAUCACUGAUGGCUAUUUGAGAGACCAUUUAAGAAGAGUAGCCAACAGCCAUGGGUGGUGGGGCAUGCCCUAACAAAGUGCCUCAAACUGAGUGACCUAAACAAUGGAAAUUUACUGACUGACAGUUCUGGAGGCUGGAAGUCUGAGCAGUGUUGAUUCCUUCUGAGAGCUGCAGGGAAAACCGUCCCAUGCCUCUCCUAGCUUCUCUGGUGGUUUGCCGGCAGUCUCUGGCAUUCUUGACUUGUAGAAGCAUCACCGCAGCCUCUGCCUUCAUGUUCACAUGGCGUUCUCCCUGAGUGCAUGCUUGUGUCCAAAUUUUCCCCUUUUAUAAAGACAGGAGUCAGAUUAGGGACCCACCCUACUCAGUGUUAAUUAGUAUUAACUAAUUACAUCUGCAGUGACUCUAAAUCCAUCCAAAUGAAGUCACAUCAUUCUGUGGUACUAUGCAUUAGGACUUCACCAUGAGGAUUUUGCAGGGACACGAUUCAACCCAUAACAGAUGGUUAGACAGUCACCUGGACUGGUCUAGUGCUCCAAAGUGCACUACUGACCUGUGCCCAAAAGCUCCCCCCGAGGUCAGGGCAGGCCCCUUCCUCCUGCCACUGGAGCCGCAGCCCCUUCACACCUGCUACAAGUUGACUAGGGCACCUGUGAUGCUGUGGUUAAUAAACGCUUCCCUAGGAACUCUUUGAUGGGAGGGCUGGGGGAAGGGGGAGGGCGCAGGGCCUCAGUGGGUCUAGAGGGUGGCAACCCAGGGUCAAACUGUGAAGCUGUCCCCUCAAGGGCUUCUCCAAGAAGCUCCUCUUUCAUUAUACAAAUAAGAAUUCAAACUUUUUAUUUGACUACACUGUAUAUAAGAGGUAUAUCUGGAUCAUAUUCUAGAAUUUACAAAGUGUGGGUAGUUGGUCUUAGAUUCUAAAGCUAAAAGUUUCUCUCAGGAGUCUGUUGAGAGAUAGGCUUCGUCUACUUCACUCACCUGAGCCCUGCCAUGGGUUUCUAGGGCGGAUGUGUAUCAGUCAGUGUUCUUCGGAGAAACAGAAACAAUAGGAUAUGUAUAUACAGAGAUUUAUUUUAAAGAAUUGGCUUAUGUGAUUGUGAAGAUUGGCAGGUCCAAAAUCUGCAGGGUAGGGCAGCCAGCUGAAGACUCAGGGAAGAGGUGAUGUUGCAGCUUGAGUCCCAAAACAGUCUUGAGACAGCUUUCCCUCUUCCUCCUGAGACCUCAGGAUUUUUUCCCUAAGUCCUUCAACUGAUUGGAUGAGGCCCACCCACACUGUGGAGGGUAAUCUGGUAAAUCUACUGAUUGAAAUGCUAAUCUCAUCUUGAAAAUUCCUUCAUGGCCACAUCUAGACUGGUGUUUGACCAAGUGUCCAUGUGACAACUGUGGUCCAGCCUACUUGACACAUAAACUUAGUCCCCACAGAAUGUAUCUGUCUUUUUCAUUUAAGAGCAUGAUAUGUGCUCCCUGUGCAGAUUGAAAAGACCCGAGAGGGUCUGUGGGACUGACCUCUGGGUUUGAAUCCCAGCCCUGUCCUUUCCUUAGGAUGUGAACUGAACAAGUGACUUCAUGUUGGUCUCUUGUCACUUGAGUCUUGGUUUCUCACCUGUCAGAUGGAAGUGAUGGCCAACAGUCCCUGUCUCCCACAGAGAUCAGACAAACCCAAGGUCACAAGGUAAAAGCUUUUCCUGUGCCAGGCCCUGGGCUAAGAGCACUUGACACACUGAUCUCAUUCAAUACUCUAAUGGGCCUAGGGUUUAGGCACUAUGCCUAUAAACUGAGGCAUGAAGAGGGCAAAUGACAAGCCAAAGGACACCCAACAAGGGGGUCCAGAACCAGGGAUCACAUCUGUGCUGUCCCGAGUCAGUGCUCCCAACCACGACUCCAUCUUGCCCCUCUGCUGGUGCUAUUGCUGCUUUCGUGGUGGUGGUCCCAGGCCUGGCACAUAGUAGAUGCUUAAUAAAUAUUUAUGUAAGGAAUUGAAUAUUGUAAGGAAUUGUGAUAAUGGGAUGUAAUAAGAAAUAGAGUUUUUUGUCCUCCUCCGCAGUUCUGGCCAGAGCUCCUAAACCCCUUGUAAUUAAUUUCCUAAGUGAUAAAGGUGAAAAGAGCAUCUUUUAUUUUAUGUUUUGUCCCCAGUUCCUGAAAGGGCGCCAGGAGGUAAAAGCAGUGAGUGUCUUUUGUUAUUCAUGACAAGCCCCUUUCAACCACACCUGCCUACUUAAUAGAAGCUCCAAAAAACCCCAAAAAAACAAAAACCCUGUAGGAUGGGGUUUGGAGAGCAUUUGGGGUUAGCAAACACAUCUAGGUGCUGGGGUGGGGGCUGCACCCGGAGAGGGCGUGGAAGCUCCUGCCCCUUCCCACGUACCUUGCCCUGUGCACCUCCUCCAUUUAGCUGUUCCUGAGCUGUGUCCUUUAUAAUAAACCAGUGAACAUAAGUACAUGUUUCUCUGAGUUCUGUGAGCCGUUUGGGCAAAUGAUCAAACUUGGGGGUCAUGAGAACUGCCAAUUUAUAGCCAAUCGGUCAGCAGUGUACGUGCCAACCUGGGACUUGUGGUAAGCGUCUGAAAUGGGGACAGUGUUGUGGGACUGAGCCCUUCACCUGUGUGGUGUGAGUUUAACUCCAGGCAGUGAGUGUCAGAAUUGAGUUAAAUUGUAGGACGCUCCGUCCUCUCCACAAGGAAUUGGAGAAUUGCUUGGUGUGGAAAACUCCACAUAUGUGGUGUCAGAAGUAUUGUGUAUGGAAAGGAAACAGGAGUUGUUUUGUUUUGUUUUUACGUGUAGAUGUGUUCAGUAUAUACAUGUUCACUGAAUAAAUAACCUAAAUGGUUAAUUUUUUAAUGAAGUGGAAUCAUAAUACACACAGUGUAUCACAACUGGCUUCUUCCAUAUAACAGUAGAGUGUGGCCAUUUCUCCCUGUCUGUCCAUCAGGUAUGGUUGUCCCUUCCUCCAGACCCUGUGGGCGUGGCCAGAGACAGGGCUCUGGCUGAGGAAGGUCCUGACCUCCUCCCCCCUUGGCCCCUUCCUUCCCAUUGUGUAAAUGAUGCUGCCAGGAUGGGGCAGCUUUCUCAAAGUUCUGGAUUCCAGCCAGUUUAUUCAAUAUUUACUCAACAAAUACUCAUUUAGUGCCUACUAUUUGCCAGAUUCUGUUGGAGGCACCAGGAAUACAUCAGUAAACAAGACAGUCCAAAUACCAUGUGGGGAAAGGGAGUUUGGCAAUGUUGAGUAGGGCUGCCUGCAAAGGAGUCACUCAAAUAAACAGCUGAAGGAGGUGAGGCACAGAGCUGGGAAAUUAUCUCAAGGAAGAAGCCUUCAAGGCCAAGGGAACAGUCAGUACAGUUCAAAAGGUAUCUGAGUUAUCAGGGAACACCCAGGUGAGGGUGCAGGGCCCAGUGAUGAGCCUGAUUGCCUGUGGAUGAGAAUCAACUCAAGUCCCUCAUGCCUUCAUACCUGAGGCAAGUGUCCCACAUUCUCAGAAAGUGGGGCUUUAGACCCUUUGUAUUAGAAUCACCUCAGACUCAAAAAAAAAAAAAAAAAAAGCCGAAUAGCAAUACUUACAUUAUACAAAAUGACUUUAAAAUAAAGACUAUUACAAGAGACAAAGAAGGAUGCUACAUAAUGCUCAAGGGAUCAAUCCAAGAAGAAGAUAUAACCACGUAAAUACAUAUGCACCCAACACAGGAGCACCUCAGUUUAUAAGGCAGAUAUUAACAGACAUAAAAGGAGAAAUUGACAGUGACACAAUAAUUAUAGGGGACUUCACAUCAAUGGACAGAUCAUCCAGAAUAUACACUUCUUUUUUAAACAGAGGACUAAGGAUUGAACCCAGGACCUUGUGCAUGCUAAGCACACACUCUUCCACUGAGCUAUUACCCACUCCCAGAAUUUACAGUCUUUUCAAGUGCAUGUGGAACAUUCUCCAGGAUAGAUCACAGGCCAGGCCACCAGAUAAGCCUCGGUAAAUUUAAUAAAAUUGAAAUCAUAUCAAGCAUCUUUUUGAACCACAACGCGUAAGACUAGAAAUCAACUACAAGAAAAAAACUGCAAAAGACACAAACACAUGGAGGCGAAACAAUAUGCUAUUACACAAUCUGUGGAUCACUGAAGAAAUCAAAGAGGAAAUUUAAAAAAUACCUGGAGACAAAUGAAAACAAAAACACAAUGAUCCAAAACCUAUGGGAUGAAGCAAAGGUAAUUCUAAGAGGGAAGUUUAUAGAGAUACAAGCUUAUAGGAAACAAGAAAAAUCUCAAACAACCUAAUCUUACUCCUAAAGCAACUAGAAAAAGAACAAACAAAACCUAAAAUUAGUAGAAGGCAAGAAAUCAUAAAGAUCAGAGCAGAAAUAGAGAUUAAAAAAAAAAAAAGGAAAGAAAAGAUCAAUGAAACUAAAAGCUGGUUCUUUGAAAAGAUCAAGAAGACUGAUAAACCUUUAGCCAGACUCAUCCAGAGCUCCUGCUCUUAAUCUUUUUAACCUUGGCCUCUCUAUCUUGACCUUGGCCCAAUUUAGGCCCACCCCAACUCUGCCUUUGGUGUGUCCCCAGGGUGAUUUUCCUAUUGAAACCUCGGGAACAGAGGAGCUAUGCAUGAUUCAAUCCUGUCUAAGAGGUGUGACGUUGUUAGAUAGGAAGCUUAUGGAAAUAUGUGUGUUUAUAAGUAGAAAGUGCAGGAUAUAAUCAAGCAAUACAUGGAUCAGCUGGAUCCACCUCAAGGGUGAAGAAACCUGGGUGGGGCAGAAGGUUUUUGUAAAUCUCAGUUAGUUUGAAAAAUUUGGUAAUUGGAGUUGGUACAUUGGUACAUACCACCCUAUUUGGAGUCCUGAUUGACAAAGAGAUUUAUGAAAGAGGACUCAGUGUGGUCUGUGAAGAGCUCGAGAUUUCCUGGGGGAGAGGGAACCCUGAGUCAUGGCCAAAAUAUUCAGUCAAUAUGCAGCCUCGGUCUGUCAGGAAAACCACCCCAAAUGGCUUGUUGUCCUCACAUAGUGGAUGUCUUUAAUCCUAACAAGGGGAGUUCUUACCAGUGAUUAUUAAAUUGUUCCAAAUGUAUAAGCAGCAUGAGAUUUGGAAAUUGAGCUUUAAAAUUUAAGUUAAAGUAUUGAGUUUAUUAUUUCAAGAAACAGACUGUUUUUGAAGACAAAGAAAGUGCAAAAUAGUCCUUACUGUGCACAGAGCAGGCUCUCAAGAACACCAACUUCACUGACAAAGCCGCUGGCCUCCAUGCUGGCUGGUCCCCUGCCAGGGUGACAUGAGCACUGGGGUGCACUGGGAAAGAGGGGUGCAGCCCCAGGCUUUGGUGGCAGAAGGGCCUGAGUGUCAACCGCAAUUUGCCCUGUUUACUGACUGGGUGAUUUGACGUCUCUGAAACCAGUUCACCUGUCUGUAAAAUGGGAAUUAAAAUGACACCCAUUUUAUCAUGCUUCAGUUCAGCUCUCCCCCAGGGAUUAAGCACAUCCUUCUAUGGCCCAGCCACAGCUCUGGCAUGGGGGACUUGGUGUGGAGGAAAAAUGAUGUCCUUGGUCUCAUGGAGAGUACAUUGUAGGAGGAAGAGGCAAGAAAAUAAUGGGAGAGUUGAUCCUUUGGAAGGAAGUCAAGCAGGGUGACUAAAGCAGAGACAGGAAGCUACUUUAGACUGGGCAUCCAGGAGGGCCUCUCUGAGGCGGUGACAUAUAAGCUGGGACCUGGACGCCAAAGGAGCAGCCCCUACAGACAUCUCAGGGCAGAGUGUUCUAGACAGAGGAACACAAAUAGUAAGCCCUACGUAGGCAAAAGGAAAAGGGGAGAAGGCUAAGGAUGGAGAAUGGGGCAAGGCAGAUGCUCUGUGAGGCCGUGGGGCUCCAAAGAGUACUGGCUUUCGAGCAGCAAGCAGCUGACCUGGAGUCUGGUAACAUAUGUGGUAGUAAGUGUCAAAGAAAUGAAAGCAGAGUGUGCUUUUUGUUUAAGCACCAAUCUCUAUUCUCUCUUUUUUUGAACAUCACUUUCAAGUUCACUGUUUUUGGCACCCAGUUCUAGACAAGUGCAUGUAGUUGCCUAACCACUGCCACAAUCAGGAUACAGUCAGGUCCAUCACCCCCAAAAGUCCCUCAUGCUGCCCCUUGCAGUCGACUCCUUCCUCCACCUCCUGGCAACUCCAGGGCUGUUUGUUCUUCCUAUAAUUUUGUCUCUUCCAGAAUGUCAUCUGAAUGGAAUGAGACAGUAUGUAGACUUUUGAGACUGGCUUCUUUCAGCCUCGUGCUUCUGUGACUUAUCCACGUUGGAUACAUCAAUAGUUCAUUCUUUUUGGUCCCUGUGGAGCGUUCUACUGUGUGGAUGUACCACCAUUUGUCAAUCCUUUCACUCACGGAAGGACUUCUCGGUGGUUUUUAGUGAUUAUGAAUAAAGCUGGAUAGUUCUUUUUUUCUUUGA